Aspergillus terreus NIH2624 is the source of this 1290-nucleotide messenger RNA. Its product is annotated as acyltransferase family protein. Gene Ontology annotation, molecular function: acyltransferase activity, transferring groups other than amino-acyl groups. The record is from RefSeq and is a predicted model, not a curated record. Gene Ontology annotation, cellular component: membrane. NCBI's taxonomy places the organism in Eukaryota, Fungi, Ascomycota, Eurotiomycetes, Eurotiales, Aspergillaceae. The transcript has a single exon. The coding region runs from base 1 to 1290 and encodes 429 amino acids. Gene Ontology annotation, biological process: polysaccharide biosynthetic process.
AUGUGUGGCAUCCCUUUGUCUCUUUCUGGACGGAUCCGCCCGAGGGGAACCGCCACAUUGUUUCAACUGCCGCCAAUUCGCAUCAUCUUCUCGGCUCAUGGCAUGGUGACCCUGUUUAUGGUGAUCUCCGGCUAUGCCAUCUCCAUCAGCCUCUUGAAAGCCCGGAACACACCCCAGUUCCUCGGACGGGUCUCCUCGGCCAUCGUGCGAAGGGCAUUUCGCAUUUAUCUGCCGGUUCUGGUGACAGCCGGCCUUGCCCAACUUCUCUACUUUUUCGAUCUCUAUCACUGGCCCUUUGAUGAAGGCCUUCUGGACGCCCUUCCCAAGCCUUGGACUGCCCCGUGGGCACACGUCAAAUGGCUUCUCAACUACAUGGCCGAGAGUAUCAACGUCAUCGCCUUUGAGUAUCGCGGUGGUCUGAAUGGCCAGUUGUGGACCAUGCCGCUGGAGUUCAGAGGGUCCAACGUCGUCUAUCUCCUCAUCACCGGCCUUUCCGCGUGGCGGGCGAAGUCAAGACUCUACGUACUCCCAGCCAUCGCGUCCUUCUACCUCUGGUAUGGGAACUGGGACAUCUUCGGCUUCAUCUGGGGGCUCUGGUUGGCCGAGAAGGCAAACGCUGCCUCCUUGGCCUCGGACAACCAUCUCCAUACCGAAUUUGAAUUGGCAGAGUAUGAAGAUGAGGCCCGCUUACGGUUCAGCCUCCCCGAAAGACUAGGCCUGUGCCGCGGUAAGCGACGGUGCGGCCGCAACUCCCAACUACGCUUCAUUCUCUCUCGAAUGGGGAUUGGCCUCGCAUUUGUCAUGGGCUACUAUCUUCUCUGCCUGGGGAACGACGGCCAUCUGCCGCCAGGAUAUCAGUUCCUCUCAGCCCUUCACCCCACCCGCUGGGGAGACAAGUGGGAUAUAUACCAAUGGUGCUGGAAAUCAAUCGGAUCAGCCAUGCUUGUCUAUGCCAUUUCGGAAUUCCAGUGCUUGCAACGACCGCUCAACACGCGGCCUGUCCAGUAUCUGGGUAAGAUCUCGUUCGCGCUGUAUCUGCUCCACGAGACUAUUUAUCAGCUGUGGAGGAAUCCCUUACGAGACUUUAUCUAUUCGACGUUGAGUGGACAAGAUUAUGGGAGCAGUGGUGAGGCGUGGGGUGCUGAUCCGUUCUCGUUCCAUGUCGCCUGGUGGACGACGGGUGUUGUGCUGGGAACGGUGGUAAUGGGUGCUUCACAUUAUUAUACGAUACAUGUGGAUAAUCGGUGUGUGGAAGUGGCCAGGAGGGUGGAUCGGUGGUUUAGUUCUUGA